Molecule: messenger RNA, 429 nt
Organism: Lactuca saligna
Lineage: Eukaryota; Viridiplantae; Streptophyta; Magnoliopsida; Asterales; Asteraceae
Source: the annotation of a GenBank genome assembly
AUGGAAACUGGGAUUCUUUUACCUCAUAUAUCUGAAAAGAAGUCAAAGAAGUCGAAGACCACUGAUGUUCGGUCUUCGGAUACAAAAGUCAAGUCUUUAAAGAAAAUGAAGCAGGUUCCUGUGAUUGAACCUAAGCCAAUUCAGCUAGAGCCGGUUAUUCCUGAUACCCAGGUCACUGAAAAGGAAGUCAUUCCUUCGAAGGCUGGUGUAUUCAAACGAAUUAAGAUGAAGUCGAAGAGAAGCGAAGAUCAUCAGAGAAUGGUUGUUGACAUGGCUAAGCAUAUUUCUAAGAAGAAGAAGCAUAAGUUGAUUCUCUCUUCUGAUUCUACAGCUGAUGAGAUAGAAGUUAUUCCAGAGACUCCAGAACCAGUUCUUAUCAACGAACCCUUUAAAGUUGAUACUUUAGUGACUCAACCACCCGAAGUUUAG